AUGGCUGGGUUGCUGGCAGGGCGGCGGCUUGCCUUUGUCGUACAGACAAGGCGAGGCGUUUUGGUUGCGCAAAGGAUGCUGCUUGUUGUCUUGAUUUUUGUUGGUGGUACCCGAGCAGAGGCGAAUCCUGAGGUGAGGGCGCCGCCUCUGCUUUGGACUGUGGGUGUGGGGCGCACCAUCGCGCUGCCGUCAACCCUGCCACUGGCUGGCUUGCACUUGUUGUAUCAGCCUGCUGGCUCAACGGCGAAUCUGACCACGGCCUCGGGCAAACAGGGCCCGGCGCUGCUGACUACUGAUCGAGUUGGCGACUAUGUGGUUGCCAACGCCACCAAUGCCCUCUUACGGGUACGCGCCGUGAAUACAACGGGCUACCUCCAUGAUCGGUUCACUAUGAUCGCCGAUUCUGCCAGCAACUUUGGCCGCCUAGAUCCCCGCUCUCGUCCACAGGGAGCGGGUGACGAGAUCUACAAUCUGUGGUCUGUCACAGGCCCCUCCAACAGUGAGAGCAUGUGCACUGCCAUGGGCUCGCGCGGUGCGCAGCGUGGCAUUCUCUAUGGCACCACUACAGGCUGUGAUCCAACGGGCAACCCCAACCUUUGUUGUGGCCUGCGCGCAGACCACAACUUUAGCUUUUUUCGCGAACCCGUGCGUCUCGAGGUUCAGCAUGUGCAGCUCUUGAAUCAUUCAGGCCAGCACGAUCGCAUUCAGCUGGCCAUGAUCAACCCCUACCCUCUUGAUAUUGUAGAGCCAGCUUUUCAGCCUGAAGGCCUAGCCGUCGAGGUUGGCGUGGCUGGCCCAGCGGGUGGUAUCACCUUGGCUUUGGUGGCUUUGACCGCUCAGCGUCGCCAAGUAGUUAGUCAGGGCCAAACUGAAGCUUGUAAUCUCAACGCUCCGGGCGGCGUGCGUGUCAUCAUGGACGCCAACGCGACAGUCGCAAGUGUCACCGUCGCCUGCAACGAUGGCAAAGGCCAUUUGCAACUACCGCCCGCUGCCCACCAACUAAGCUGGGCCAGCUUCGCUGCUCCGCCCACAACACGAUAUGAUGGCGACCUUUACUUUCACGUGCGCCUGCUAGCAUCAGCAGCCGGUGCUGCCGCACAAUUGGGCCAAAUUAAUCUGACCUCUCAGAUUGGAGAACAUGGGUUUCCCGCCGUCCUGGCGCCCAUUGCUGACGCGUCAUCGGUCCGUCCCUUAGCCCUGGGUGCACUUCAGCCCCGUGUGGCAGAGUUUGGAGUGCUUGAUCUGGCAGCUGAACCCUUCAAUGCAGAUGGCACGGGCCACACCGACUCGGCUGCUCUUCUUUCGGCCGGGCUGGCAUUUGCCCAUGCGCAUUACCUCCAGGCCUUCUUACCCGCCGGCGUCUACCGCGUCGAGGCUACGGUCACUUGCGUACAGUGGUCCCGGCUUAGCCUUUCAGGUUAUGUGGAUGCGACGGGCUGGAUUCAAAACUCAAACGCUCGGGAAAUGCCCUGUCUAUUGCGUGGCGAGGACAAUGGCACAAACCGCACCCGCUUGGUCGUGCCACCCACCACCCCGUUCUUUCAGAACACGACCCAUGUGCGUCCAGUCGUGUCGUUCUGGAGCCAGGCAUGGUUUGUGCAUCAGCCCAAACGACAACCCAACAUCCACUACAACCAGGUCAUAGAGACACUGGAUAUUGAAGUAGGUCCAGGUAACCCGGCAGCAGUGGCGAUCGAUAAUCGUGGCGCUCAGGGCGCCGCGACGGAGGACGUCAACUUGUUUCUUGCCGAUGACACUUAUGGGGGCCUUUUUGGCCUCUCUGGCUCUGGUGGUGCCAACACCAAUGUCACCGUGUAUGGGGGCAAGUAUGGCUUGGAUGGGCGGCUAGCCCAGCCCGGUCCUUCCGUGUCCGGCAUGAACUUGAUUGGUCAGCGGUGUGCCAGCAUCAUCUACUCGGGGCUGCAGGCUCUUUCGAUGGCAGCCAUGCGCUUUGCUCCUGCCAAUGACUCCGUCCCUGCCAUUGUGGCAGGCUGCCCGCUACCUCCUCUACUUCCUGGCUGCGACCUGUUGGAUCUGGAGGACACGGAGCAAGAGUGCUCCGUGCCCACCUCGGGCCAGCUGGGGAUUGUCGACUCGCUCUUUGAAAAUGCGCCCCCGACAAUGCCAGCCACGCCUGCAUCGAAUUUGCACAGAAAGCGUGUCCACAGUCUCGCCUCAUCGUCGGCCUACAUUCAAGCCAUGGCAAGCGUUUUUCUCAAGAAUGUUUGGGUUGCAGAUCGGACAGCGCUGCUCCAACCUAUCCGAGAUGUUGAUUCACAGGUAGCUACUGUGCCUUCGCUACCAGUACGCGUGAGGUUGCUAGUCGAGGGUCAAAACCUGGCCCCGCUUGUGGCUGCCAACGUGACAUACCAGUACAAUGCCACAGUGCACUACAACCACACCGUAUACGGGCCCAGCCAGCGCAUCUUGGAGGUCAUACCCGUUCAACCUGGCGACAUGCCCACAUUUGACGCGUUGAUGCAAGUGCACGGUUACGGGCCAGCGGUCAUGUAUCCUUCGUGGCUGCAGACCACGGCCGUCAACGUUCGGGCAGCUCCCUUUGAAGCGCGUGGCGAUGGACUUGCAGAUGACACCGCGGCUCUGCAACAGGCCAUCGACUACGCUGCGUCCCACGGUCCAUUGCCCGUCGUCUUGCCACGAGGCAUUUACAACAUUUCUCGUCAACUGACGCUGCCGUGCGGUGUACAAUUUGUGGGCGUGGCACACACUUUGUCACAUCUGGUGUCCAGUGCUGUGGCAGGGGGCUGGCACGUGCAGCCAACAGAUGAUGCAAUGCUACGGGCGCUCCCAUGUGGCGCGGAUGGUGCUGCUCGAUUAGCCGGCCGAUUUCUGGGCACGGUAAUUUCUCAUGUGGGCUUGCACCCAUUGCCUCGCUUUCCCGCCACGUCGCAAGCCAUUUUAUUUGAUGCAGAGCAGGUCAUCGGCUGGACCGGGCACCACGUGAUGCGUCAAACCUUUGUGCGGGGUACAACGGUGUGUGGAGCGGUAGCAUCACCAGUGUGCGAUGCGUAUGCGGCGGCCAGUCAGUCAAACUCUCCGUCAGUGCUGAUCCGUGGCGCCAUCAACCAGUACAUUCAGAUUGGUGAUGGGAUGGGAGAUAACCUGCCCCGCCACCGACACUGGGCUGUCGCAAACAGCUCGGGCCCCGUGCGCGUGUACCACUUGAACGCCGAGCAUACCUCGUCUGAAACCAACAGCGAGAUACACAACAGCUCCAACGUGCUGGUGGUGGGCAUCAAGUGUGAGGGCGGGUUUCCGGCCCUGUGGGUUUCAGACUCUCAGAAUGUCACCUUGACGGGGGCCGGGGGCAACAACGCGGCCUACUUUGCCAACUCUUCAUAUCCCCCGGGGUUCCGGCAGUUUGUGCCCUCGCUCUUUCGCGUCACACAAAGCCAGAACUACUAUCUGGCCAACCUGGUCGACUAUGGCUUUGUCACACAUGACUACGUGCACACGCAUACCCCCGCAGAUGCUCGCUACUGGGACAUGGCGCUGGUUUGCAGCUCGGCUGACAACAGCUCCUGCGUGCCGACGGCCAAGCUUGAGCGCCCCGCCCUUCUGUCAGGCUAA
Monosiga brevicollis MX1 is the source of this 3591-nucleotide messenger RNA. RefSeq lists its product as uncharacterized. Bases 1 to 3591 code for a protein of 1196 amino acids. The record is from RefSeq and is a predicted model, not a curated record. NCBI's taxonomy places the organism in Eukaryota, Choanoflagellata, Craspedida, Salpingoecidae. The transcript is spliced from 4 exons.